Molecule: messenger RNA, 814 nt
Organism: Solanum stenotomum
Lineage: Eukaryota; Viridiplantae; Streptophyta; Magnoliopsida; Solanales; Solanaceae
Product: protein DOUBLE-STRAND BREAK FORMATION
Exons: 6
Coding region: 11-751 (246 amino acids)
Biological process (GO): meiotic DNA double-strand break formation
Source: RefSeq, a predicted model, not a curated record
UCUCGUGAAGAUGUCAACUGCAGUUUCGCAGCAAAUGUCCCUAUUCAGAUUCCAAGUCGAGAGCCGUAGACUGGAUGAAGGAACUCUUCGAAUUCUCGAGUCCGUUUUAGCUUGGGACGAUUACGAAUCUCUGGAAGGAGUGGUAUGUACUUUGAAACAGUUCAUGAGACACGAAUCUCUCCGAAUUAUUGAGGAAAUCGCUGGAAAAGCUGCAGAGCAUAAACUUCUGAUCGUAGAUUUUCUAGUUCGCGUUUUUGCUCUCAUCGGAGAUACUGAGAGUUGCUUGGCGUUGAGAUAUGAGGCAUUGCUUAUGAGAGAGCAGAAAGCUAUCAGUGAUCAGAGGCUUCUUGUUUCAUAUAGCGAGUGGCUCACUUUUGCUGAGCAUUCACUUGAAAGUGGCUUUUGUUCCAUUGCAAAGAAGGCAUGUGAAAAGGCGCUCUUAUGUUUUGACAUGAACAUCGUAGAUGACCCUGAAAAUUAUUUCGUAAUUGAAAAAAUUAAGAAGCUUAAAGAUGUUGCUGUGAUCUCAGCGUCUUCAAAAUCUGUUCAGGCGCAGGCAGUAACAUACUUCAAGAACAAAAAUAUUCAGCAGAACUCACAAGGAUCCUACAUUCCUGUGGAAGUUAAAAGUUCAGGAAGCACUUUGUUUAGAGAUGGAAUCAAAAGACGACACAGACGCCAAUUGGAUGAACACCGACAUCUAAAACUGGAUGGAAUAACUGAUGGAAACACGCAAAAUAUUUUGGAAUGAUUUUUCUCUGAAGUAUUACUAUUAUGGAGUCACCAAUAUGAUCAAAGAUCAACUUCCCUUCUU